Molecule: messenger RNA, 1734 nt
Organism: Glycine soja
Lineage: Eukaryota; Viridiplantae; Streptophyta; Magnoliopsida; Fabales; Fabaceae
Product: BTB/POZ domain-containing protein At3g49900-like
Exons: 4
Coding region: 30-1499 (489 amino acids)
Molecular function (GO): protein binding
Source: RefSeq, a predicted model, not a curated record
GGCAUUAAUAGGCUUCCGAAACCAUAUUUAUGGCCUCCAUGGAAAUAACAGUAGAGCAUUCAGACACCCUUGAAAACCGUGUGUUUUCAUUCAAAGCCAAGGUCACCGAUGAGAUGAGGGGUUGGAACCAAUUCGAGACCAUCUACGAGGAAGAACGCGAGUUCUCUUCAACCUCCUCUCCCUCUCUUUCACCAUCCUCCUCCUCUUCUCCUCCUCCAUCACUCCACUCCAUAGUCAAUGCUUGGUCUCUUGACUCCGGCUGUGAACCAGAUGUCUUGAUAUGUGUUCAAGGAACCUCUUUUCGUCUGCACAAGGCUCGUCUGAUAUCAAGAAGUUCAUACCUCAAACGGUAUCUAACGGGAGUUUCUAACCUAACUCUCUCCCCGCCGUUAAACAUAACGGCCGAGACUUUCGCUGCGGUGGCUGAAUUCUGUUACAGCCGCAGAGUCCACUUAACGCCGAGUAACGUUGCCACCGUUAGAGUGGCGGCGGAGUUAUUGGGCAUGACGGGAGAAGAGAAUCUCCGUGAAGUAACCGAAUCGUAUUUUGAGAGAGUCGUUGGCAUUGACGCGUCGAUGGUUCUGCGCUCGUGCGUGGCUCUGCUCCCCGAAUCCGAAACGACGGCGUCGCUUGCCAGCAGGUGUAUUGAAGCGCUGGUUUGGGAAGACGACGUUUCGUGUUUAAACGACGUCGUAGGUAUGCACCCUCAGGAUUUUCAAACGGUAUCGUAUUCACUGAACAGAAGGUUACACAACCACGACGUUCUAUACAAGAUGGUUGAUCUUUAUCUCAAGGAAAACAAGUACGGUAAACUAACAGAGGAACAGAAAUCGGAGAUAUGCAACAGCAUAGACUGUUCUAGGCUCUCGUCUCACACUCUCGUUGACUGUGUUCAAAACCCACGAAUGCCGCUCAGAUUCAUAGUGAGAGCGAUACUCAUGGAGCAUCUCAACACUCGCCGCUCCGUCACUGCGGCGGCCAGGGCCCCGGCCACCACCGGUGCACAACAACAACCAGAACGAACGUCCCUAAGAGAAAUUCUGCAGCGUGACACGGCUGAUCGCGAAACGACACAGAUCAAAGAGACCAUGGAUUCCACCUACUCUCGUAUUCAAAGCCUCGAGAGAGAACUUAGGGGCAUGAAGAAGAUCCUUCAUGAACAUCACCAAGCGGAGGAUGACACAAGGAAUAAUAAUAAUGUGUUGAACUCAGAGCGUUUCGCAAGUUUCCAUUUUGUUCCAGCAGAUGCAGAGAGCAGUAAAAUACAGAGGGGAGGAAGAGGGUCUGUUUCGUCUUCGGGUUUUGUGCUUGACAACGUAAGGAGGAAAAAUAAGGAAGUGGCCGGGGGGAUGUGCAAUUUGUCUGUGGGAUCAUCAUGUCAUGACGAUAGCAAGACCCCAAAGAUGACCAAGUUUCUUCGCCAUAGUAAGCUCAUAACUGGUCUCAAGCAUGCAUUUCGGAUAUCAAAGUCUACGUCAAACACUACUGAAGAAACUUAGUUACAAAGGUUGCUCCAAGGCGUAUAUGUCAUGUUUCAUGAAAGGCUGUAUAUAGGAGUACUAAUGUUGUCGUUGAUGUAGUAAUAUUUUACGCAAUUUUUUUUUUUCAUUUUUUCGCAAGAUUGUCUUGGGCCAUUGGCCAAACUGCCAAAGCCAGUUGCUAUUUUUCGUUAAUGUCGUUUUGAAAUAUUAUUUGAACCUAACAAUUAAUUUCAUGCGUUAAUUCGUUGAAGUA